Messenger RNA from Parascedosporium putredinis, 588 nucleotides. Lineage: Eukaryota; Fungi; Ascomycota; Sordariomycetes; Microascales; Microascaceae. The record is from the annotation of a GenBank genome assembly.
AUGAGAGCCUACUUCUGUAUGGAAUGCUCUAUUGCGUAUAGUAACCGAGACAGAAGUGAUCUUUGGGAUGGAACGGGCUAUGAAGUCUUUGGAUUUACUAACCCAGCCGACCAAGACGACCUUACCCCAGCGGUGCACUUCAAUGACCCAACAGCGGAUGUGGAUGACUCCACCACAACUCGUGGUAGCUGGAGAGGGGCGCUGGCCAUGGAUAUCACCGGAUGCGAUUGCAUGGACAAGAUCAUGUCCCGCCGGCUUUGCGCUUACCACCGCGUCUAUCUCUCAGAAAGGAUGGUCUGGCAGGGGUGCGUCAUGCAGUGGUGGCGGGGUCGUACCUUUGGCUGCUCCAUCUGCCCCAUGUGCCAAGAACGCCCAGGGCUCGAUGGCGGAGUUCAGGGGACGGCCCUGCCAGAGUUCCACGCCGUUUGGAUAUGCCUUGUAUGUAACGGUGCCGUGAUAGACCCUGAGGUGUGGACAGGGACACGGCGUCUCGUGGUCACCGAUCGGACUAAAAUUGGAAACUGGUUUGGCGGGCAUGACAGCGCAGGUUGGCAGCGAUUCAACUACUUGCUGGACCAAGCAUGGUAG